This is a messenger RNA of Thamnophis sirtalis, 669 nucleotides long. The record is from RefSeq and is a predicted model, not a curated record. NCBI's taxonomy places the organism in Eukaryota, Metazoa, Chordata, Lepidosauria, Squamata, Natricidae.
CGUCAGCCUCCACGCCGAGCUGCUAAAAAAGACAACAAUUUCAUCCCGGCUUCCCAGGCAUUUUGCAGCUUCGAAGGAAGGGUGGAGGGGAUCCCUGAUCCCUGAUUUUGCAAUACUGGGGGGGGGGGGGAUUAUGGCGUCGGUGCCAAUCCAUCUUCUCGUUUUGGUCUUCCUUUCGGCCGUAGCCAAGACAUCAACAGGAAGCAGAGCCUGCAAUCGGAAGUAUUUUGGCGUGGACGCGAUUGUGUGUGUUUGUAACAGUACCUAUUGCGAUACCCAGGAUCCUGUCCGUCUCCCUCCCUUGGGUCAGUUCGUCAUGUACGAAAGCAGCAAAUCCGGGAACCGCCUGGAACGCAGAGAAGGUCAUUUCCAGAACAAAACGACCAAUCCAGGUUCCUCGACGAAUACGCCAAGCAGAAUUUAACCUUCUGGGCUAUCACUGCUCAAAACGAGCCUUCUUCUGGAUAUGUGAAAAAUUAUCCUUUCCAGACUCUGGGCUUCACCCCGGAAUCACAACGCGACUUCAUUGCCCUGGAUCUCGGCCCCGCCCUGGCACGCAGUUCCCACAAAGAUAUCCGGUUAAUUAUCUUAGACGACAACCGAAUCCAUCUCCCUCGAUGGGCCAAAGUGGUGAGUGGAAGACUUAAAACUUCGAAAACUUUUUUUUAA